AUGGACAAAUGCUGGUUCGUUCUUUCCCAAACGCAUGUGCCUCCUCCUCGAGUCGAAGACGGCGCGUUCAAGCAAACGGGACCCCUCUGCCUCGGCCAUUUCAUCAAGGACCUCAGACAUCUCGACCACGUAAUCAACACAAACGGCCCUGAACCGUUCUCGCUUGAUACGCCUAUCGUCCGCACGGGGCCGAUCGAGUUUGAAUGGAAUUCGAAUAGAGAAUUCGGCGUUGACGUUUCUAUGGCAGCCGACGUACCUUCCGUCCCGGGCAUCAACGCCAAGGCGUCGGUUGGCCUGGCCCUCAAGAGAUCACUCGGCACCUCUUGGCAGAUUGAACAGCUCGAGACUCUCACCGUUGAUCCUUCAAGGCCAUACAUCAAUCGAUGUUUAGCAGGCGAGCAAAUCGUCGAGUUUUUGGCGGACAACAACAAGUUCCGCCCCACGUGGAAAAUAUUCAUGGUCACUGGACUCAAGAUCGUCCGUGGCAACUCUACCCAGACGAUCUCUCGCGGAAGAGAGAGGGGCAUCAACGGAGGCCCAGGAGUUGGGGUUGCUGGCAUCGCAGAAGCCUCGGUUCAAGGCGGUUUCUCCUCAGGAACUUCUACCUCAACAUCUGCAAAGAACACCCACGACUUCGUCUGGGCAGUGAGGCUCUCAAAGAUCACCAAGGGUCUUUUUGACAAAAAGUGGUCGAAUAAGACCUUUUCAGAAGGCGCAACCUUCAACAUGGAGAAACGUGGUCGAAGCAUUGAGUCCAUUCUCUUGGAUGAGGGCUUGGAAGAUUGUGAGGUGUUCAUGAUGGAGAACGACGAUGACGAGGUCAGCCUGGGGAAUAUCGUGGUUCCACCAAGCGCCAUUGUCAAUUGA
Fusarium vanettenii 77-13-4 is the source of this 867-nucleotide messenger RNA. RefSeq lists its product as uncharacterized. The coding region runs from base 1 to 867 and encodes 288 amino acids. The record is from RefSeq and is a predicted model, not a curated record. Lineage: Eukaryota; Fungi; Ascomycota; Sordariomycetes; Hypocreales; Nectriaceae. The transcript has 2 exons.